GAGCUGGUCGCUGGGGCUGGACCGGGACAGGAGAGCAGCGAACGGACGGCUCUUCUGCGGGAAGUAAACGCGCAUCCAGGGCUUUAUUUCCCAUUUUCUACCUCCCCGUAUCUCCCUUUACUUUCUCGGCUUUCCAUCCUGCUGAGAUGAGGAGAUAGUCAACAGAGGAACAGCUGCUCACGAAGUUUUGAAGUUCUUGGAGAGAGUUCGGACAGGAGAAGAGGAAGAUGCUGGGGUUAGAGGUCGCCGCGCUCUGUCUUCUUUUAGGAGCCCUGACCCAUGGCCAGCCAACAGAUUGCAGCAAGAAGAAUGAAUGUGCCAUAGACGUGUACUUCACCAUAGACACAUCUGAGACCAUCGCCCUGCAGGAGCCGCCUCCUGGAGCGCUGGUGGAAAGCAUCAAGACGUUCACCGAGGAGUUUGCACAGCGUUUACAAGACGAAGAACUCAAAGGUGUUGUGAAGGUCAACUGGAACAUCGGUGGACUGCACUACUCCCAGAGACAGGAAGUGUUCAGUCCCAUCGCACCCAAGGAUGACUUCAUCCGUGCCGUCAGAAGAAUCAAAUACCUGGGUAAGGGCACCUAUACCGACUGCGCCAUCUUAAAGAUGGUCGAGGAAAUAAGGGGCUCACCCAACAAAGGUGCCCUGCGCUUCGCUGUGAUCAUCACCGAUGGCCAUGUGACUGGAAACCCUUGCGGAGGCAUCAAAGUGGCAGCAGAGAAGGCUCGCGACGAGGGCAUUCGGUUGUUUGUCGUGGCGGCAUCGAAUAACAUCGAUGAGACGGGGCUGAGGGAGAUCGCCAACUCUCCAGCGAUGGUCUACAGAAGUGAAUUCAUGGCUGUGGAUCUGAGCUCAGGCAGACCAGUGACACAUAUGGACACCAUCAAUAACAUCAUCAAAACAAUGAAACAUUUAGCAUAUGUAGAGUGUUACAAAGUGUCCUGUCUGGAGACGCCAGGGCCCCGCGGUCCAAAAGGCCACAGAGGACAAAAAGGAGCCAAAGGAGACAACGGCGACCCAGGUCUGAAAGGAGAUAGGGGUCGCCCAGGAGACCCCGGUAUCGAGGGUCCCAUCGGUCAGCCUGGUACCAAAGGAGAAGCAGGUUCCAAAGGCGAUAAGGGAGAGAUAGGAGCUCAGGGGAAAAAGGGUGUGGCUGGUAUCCCAGGACGUAAUGGUACAGAUGGACAGAAGGGUAAAAUCGGACGGAUUGGCGCUCCCGGCUGCAAAGGAGACCCAGGCGACAGAGGUCCUGAUGGUCACCCCGGAGAUGUCGGUGAACGUGGUUUCCCUGGAACUGAUGGAGAAAAGGGUGAUCCCGGUCGACCUGGAAGACCUGGUCCCUCUGGCCCGCCUGGAGAGGCUGGACCAAAGGGAGAGAGGGGAAGUCCUGGAUCACCUGGCGUCCCUGGACUGAAAGGAAACCCAGGGGUCCCUGGACUUCCAGGAUCUAGAGGAGAGCCGGGGAGAAGAGGAGACUAUGGGCCAAAGGGUGCUCAAGGGCCAGAUGGAGUUAAAGGAGACAAGGGUGAAAUGGGACCAGAAGGCUCAAGAGGACUUCCAGGAGAAGAAGGACAACCAGGCGCAAAGGGAGACAACGGGCUGCCAGGCCCCAGGGGACCACCAGGGACAGCAGGAGAGCCUGGAAAAAAUGGCACCAGAGGUGACCCUGGUGAUGCUGGACCUAGAGGAGAAUCUGGACCACCUGGACCAAAGGGAGACCCCGGAAGACCUGGCUUCAGCUAUCCUGGGCCAAGAGGAGAACCGGGUGGCAGAGGAGAUAGCGGCAGCCGUGGACCUCGCGGCAGCAGAGGAGACUGUGGUCAAAAGGGUGAACCAGGAGACCAAGGAACUCCCGGAGAGCCAGGUGAGCCAGGUGCUCAGGGUGAAUCUGGUCUAAGAGGGCCCAGAGGAGAGCUUGGGCGUGAUGGAGAUCCUGGUCCUGAGGGAGAUCCUGGCCUCACUGAAUGUGAUGUUAUGAACUACAUCAGGGAAACCUGUGGCUGCUGCGACUGUGAGAAACGCUGCGGAGCCGUGGACAUUGUGUUUGUGAUUGACAGCUCAGAGUCAGUGGGUCUGACUAACUUCACCCUGGAGAAGAACUUUGUCAUCAACACCAUCAACAGACUGGGAUCCCUUGCUAAAGACCCCGAGGCAAUCACAGGAACAAGAGUGGGAGUUGUUCAGUACAGUCACAGCGGAACCUUCCAAGCCAUCCGGCUCAACGACCCCAAGAUCGACACAUUGUCUGCCUUCAAGGAUGCAGUGAAGCGCUUGGAGUGGAUCGCUGGAGGAACAUGGACUCCAUCUGCUCUGAAGUAUGCCUACGACAACCUGAUCAGGGACGGCCGCAGAGCCAAGGCCAAAGUCAAUGUGGUUGUCAUCACAGAUGGACGCUUCGACCCCAGAGAUGAUGACUCGCUGCUCACCUACCUCUGCAGUGAUGCCAGUGUUGACGUGAGUGCCAUCGGUAUCGGAGACAUGUUUGACCAAGCUGAGGAGAAUGAGAGUCUGAAGAGCAUCGCCUGCCAGAAGGAUGGCAGGGUGCUUGGCAUGAAGCGUUUUGCAGACCUGGUAGCCGACGAGUUCAUCGACAAGAUUGAAACAGUGCUCUGCCCAGAUCCUGUCAUCGUAUGCCCUGAUCUCCCUUGUAAAUCAGGAGGGGGCAUCAGAGCGGGGCAAACCCCUCUCCCUUGGAAGCCACUGGCCGAGGAAGGCAGCCCCUCAUUGGUCCCUACCUCUUUGGAGGGUGUGACCAGACUGCUGAACGGCCUGAGCGAGCAGCAGUACGGGGUUGGCGUUGCAACCAUGGCGUACACAGCCCAGAGAGCCAAACUCGCCCAGGGGGAGGACAGGCAGCAGUGGACCCAGCUGUUCAUCGACUCCUUCAAAUAUGUCUAUGGAGACAUUAUGGGAGACCCAGAAAAAGCCUUAGGACUCUGCUAAUGCUAAUAUGCUAACCAUGCUACCUCGCCAUUAUGGACGCCAAUAACUAAUAAGCUUACUGCUGGACAUAGAGUAGAUUUUAUUAAAACUGUGGGCAUUUUUUGUAAGCUCUACGAGUGCAAUAUACACUUAGGCUGAUGCCAUAGGAUUGCAUGAUAUAAGGCUGGCCCUGUCCCAAAAUUUCAAAGCAGCGUUAUAUACACUUAUUGUAUAUGAUGGGCCGAAAUUCAAAAUGUGAUGCUCCUUCUCCUCAUAGAGUAUUUCCAAAACAAAGGAAUUCUUAACUCACAAAAUGACCAUUUGUAUAUUAAUUACUCAGAGCAUGUUAUCUUGAAUUCACAAGGAAUGCAUUGUUUUUCUUACAUGCCUGUACCAUGAACGAAGAAUCCAAAAAAACCAAACAUUCUUCAUGAAUUGAAGUAAAUGGGGAACAUGAUUAAUGACAGAAAAACUAUAUCAUAACAUGGGUUUACAAACACUCCCACAACAUGUGCAGAAUAAACCAAGUCUUAUAUAUCCAAGCGAAUGCUAUGUACUUCUUAAACGCAUACAUUUUGGUAAAAGUUACGAUUUAUGCAAUGUCUGUAACAACAGUCUCACGUGCAGCCGAAUGGCAUGCCUGGGUAGAUUAAGAUUUAAUGUCUCAAAUCAAAUCUUUCAAAAGUCUUAAAAAUCCUAAAACAUAGUAUGUAGGAUAUUAUUUUUGUCCAUCUGCCAAUGUGGCUGCUGGAUUCCAAAUCAUCAUCAUCAUCAUCAUCAUGAUAAUAAUAAUAAUAAUAAUAAUAAUAAUAAUACCACCAUUUAGACGCUUGCAUUUUAUACCAGCAUUUGGCUUGUGGCUGGUGCUAUCUGAAUUGUAAAAUCUCAAAAUAAUUGAUACCAAAUGCCUCUCACAUUAACAUAAUAGUGCUGAUCAAGACAGAAGAACCAGCAACACUCAUAUUCAUCUACCAUAUCCAAUUAAGCGGACAAGCUUUUUUCAAAGCAACCCAAAUAGAUCCUUUUAUGAUAGUAAGUAAUUGUUUUUUUCACAUGUUCCAAUCUAGAAAGUUUUAGUCUAGAAAGAUCAUCUAACUUUUUAACUUGACCAAAAGUCAUGUUUUAUGUUACAGUAAACAUUUUGGCAGAAUUGUUCCUAACCCUGAGAGGGACUCUGGUUCAAACCCGGGGUGGGGGGGAGCCAUUUCUGCGGAGUUUGUAUGUUCCCCCUGUGUCAGCGUGGGUUUUCUCUGGGUGCUCCGGGUUCCUCCCACAGUCCAAAGACAUGCAGGUUAAUUGGUGACUCUAAAUUGUCCAUAGGUGUGAAUGUGAGUGUGAAUGGUUGUCUGUCUCUAUGUGUCAGUCCUGUGAUAGUCUGGUGACCUGUCCAGGGUGUACCCUGCCUCUCAACCAAUAUCAGCUGGGAUACGCUCCAGAAGAUGAAUGAAUGAAUGUCCGUAACACCAAGCUUAUUGAUGUCGGAUCAUGUUUUCUUUCAUCACUUUUGGUUAUCAAAUCAGCCUUAAAUUUCAUUCUCAAAUUCACUCAGAUUUUAUAUUGUAACGUUCUAGCAUACAUGCAUGUAGUUUUGCUGCCCAUUAAACAUUGUCCCCAGUGACUUCUAAUUAUGGAGAAUGUUUGCUUUUUUUGGAUUCUUCAUUCAUUGUAGAGGCAUGUGAGAAAAACAAAGUUUUCUUCACAAGCUUCAACGUGACACGCGUUGAGUUAAUGAAAUAAAAAUGGUCAUUUUGUGGGUGAGGUAUUCCUUUAACGUUCAAGGAGCUGCCUCUUAGAAAAGUAUGUCUGUUAUAAAUAUGAUACAUAUCAUUCCUUCCACCUCAGUGGAGCAACGUUUUCCAUUCACAUGGAAAGCGGAUGUCGUCCAUUUGUUGGAGGCAGAUUGGUCUGUAGAGCCAUUCUGUGUAGUGUACAGUGGCUCUUUGAUGAAGCCUAAUUUCCACUGUGAAUCACGAGCUCGCUGAAUCACUCCGAUGACAUUUUUUUUGCUGUUUUGCACAUAUCCAUGGUUACGGCCUUUACUUUUUUUUCUCGUUUUCUCUGUGAAUGAGUCAUGUUGGUGAAAAGGCCAUGACAUGUGGAAAAUAUCUGGUUUUAUACAUGUCACAGUAUACUGUAUAUGAGUCAGAGGUUGGUGUAUGUGGAUGUUUGGUUAAUUGUCUUGGCACUGACAAUGAAGGAACUAUUGUAUGUUAUGCCCUUGAUUGGUGCAUGUUUUUUUUGCAUGCGGCUUGGCUUGUGUGAUUACUAGAGGAAAAUGACUACAGAGCAGCUUUAACCAAAUUUCAUGUUAGCUCUGUGACUGAACCUUGCUGAUGUGAACUAUGUUGUGAGAUGUAUUCAUGUUUUAAUGUCUCAAGAGAAUAAAAUCAUAGAGCAAACUAAAAAAGUGCUUUCUUGAUGAGGCUACUACUUAUAUCAGAGGGUUUACAUGAUGUCAGACAGAUCGACUGCAACAAGCAUGUAAGGAAGUACAUUAUGUUACAGUAUAUCUUUGCUGGCUUUGACCUCCGAGCAUCUGUGUUCCAGCUGCAGCUCACCGAACACCAUGUUUGGUUUAAAACUU
This is a messenger RNA of Epinephelus fuscoguttatus (brown-marbled grouper), 5508 nucleotides long. It is a transcript of the gene col6a2, whose product is annotated as collagen, type VI, alpha 2. Lineage: Eukaryota; Metazoa; Chordata; Actinopteri; Perciformes; Serranidae. The transcript is spliced from 31 exons. The record is from RefSeq and is a predicted model, not a curated record. Bases 228 to 2945 code for a protein of 905 amino acids.